AAAAAAUUCAAAAAUCCCAGAGACGUCUUUGUAUACGUCACAGGGUCUCUCACUUCACUCCCAAACCCAGAUCUACUAACCUCUCAAAUCCAGAUCUACCCAAAAUGAGAGAGUGCAUCUCCAUCCACAUCGGCCAAGCCGGAAUCCAAGUCGGCAACGCCUGCUGGGAGCUUUACUGCCUCGAACACGGCAUUCAGCCUGAUGGCCAAAUGCCGAGUGACAAGACCGUCGGCGGCGGAGACGACGCCUUCAACACUUUCUUCAGCGAAACCGGCGCCGGAAAGCACGUCCCCCGCGCCGUGUUCUUGGAUCUGGAGCCCACCGUCAUCGACGAGGUGAGGACCGGAACUUACCGUCAGCUCUUCCACCCUGAGCAGCUCAUCAGCGGCAAGGAGGACGCCGCCAACAACUUCGCCAGAGGCCACUACACAAUCGGGAAGGAGAUUGUGGAUCUGUGCUUGGACAGGAUCCGGAAGCUUGCGGACAACUGUACUGGGCUUCAAGGGUUUCUGGUGUUCCACGCUGUCGGAGGUGGGACUGGAUCUGGACUUGGAUCUCUGCUCUUGGAGAGGCUCUCUGUCGACUAUGGGAAGAAAUCUAAGCUUGGAUUUACUGUGUACCCAUCUCCUCAGGUCUCUACUUCUGUUGUGGAGCCUUACAACAGUGUCUUGUCCACUCACUCGCUCUUGGAGCACACUGAUGUGGCUGUGCUUUUGGACAAUGAAGCCAUCUAUGAUAUCUGCCGUAGGUCGCUUGACAUUGAGAGACCUACCUACACCAACCUCAACAGGCUUGUUUCUCAGGUUAUUUCCUCACUCACUGCUUCUCUGCGUUUUGAUGGAGCACUCAAUGUGGAUGUGACUGAGUUCCAGACCAAUCUGGUGCCAUACCCCAGAAUCCAUUUCAUGCUUUCAUCCUAUGCACCAGUCAUCUCUGCCGAGAAGGCCUACCAUGAGCAACUCUCUGUGGCUGAAAUCACCAACAGCGCCUUUGAGCCAGCCUCUAUGAUGGCCAAAUGUGAUCCUAGGCAUGGGAAGUACAUGGCUUGCUGUUUGAUGUACAGAGGAGAUGUCGUACCAAAGGAUGUGAAUGCGGCUGUGGCCACAAUCAAGACCAAGAGGACCAUUCAGUUUGUGGAUUGGUGCCCAACUGGUUUCAAGUGUGGUAUCAACUACCAGCCUCCUACUGUUGUACCUGGUGGUGACUUGGCCAAGGUUCAGAGGGCUGUGUGCAUGAUUUCCAACUCCACAAGUGUUGCUGAGGUGUUUUCAAGGAUUGAUCACAAGUUUGAUCUGAUGUAUGCCAAGCGUGCUUUUGUGCACUGGUAUGUUGGUGAGGGUAUGGAGGAGGGUGAGUUCUCAGAAGCUAGGGAGGACUUGGCUGCUCUUGAGAAGGAUUAUGAAGAAGUUGGGUUGGAGUCUGCUGAAGGUGAAGAUGGUGAGGAUGAAGAGUACUAGAUAUUAGUUCAUGGAAAUUUAGAAUUUGCGUGUCUUCAAAGCUGUGUUAUGGCUGCAGCCAAUGGACUCAUUGGUCUGUUAACCAUGAACAAGCCAUCUUAGUUUCUUAUUUGUGUAAUCUCGGAUUAAUCGAUGCUUUUGUUUUCAAUAAUUUGGUUGUCUAUCCUAUGCGAUUCUAUGUGCUCUUUGUGAUGUGCAAAUACAGUAUAUCCGGAGUAUUUUGCGAGU
Molecule: messenger RNA, 1685 nt
Organism: Fragaria vesca subsp. vesca
Lineage: Eukaryota; Viridiplantae; Streptophyta; Magnoliopsida; Rosales; Rosaceae
Product: tubulin alpha chain-like
Exons: 4
Coding region: 105-1457 (450 amino acids)
Biological process (GO): mitotic cell cycle; microtubule cytoskeleton organization
Cellular component (GO): cytoplasm; microtubule
Molecular function (GO): structural constituent of cytoskeleton; GTP binding
Source: RefSeq, a predicted model, not a curated record